UGAGCUCUGCGGAUCAUGCGCAGUGUCUGCCGGCCUCUCUCCCCGUUCCUCCGAAGCUUCGUGAAGUUUCCGGAAGGUUUCGGCUUCUAUCGGCUCCUUCCGCCGCCCCCCACCCCCUCCAACCCCGCGGUUUCCUGUUGCCGCAUCCCGUUCCGUCCGCCUUGCCGCUGCUUUCCUCAGCACCGCGGGACGCCGCCAUGUCUUUGCUGUGCUACAACCGGGGAUGCGGGCAGCGCUUCGAUCCCGAGACUAACACGGAGGGGCUGGUCAUGCUGUAAGAGAAGAACAACAGACUUCUCUGACUUCUUAAGCAUUGUGGGCUGUACAAAGGGUCUCCAUAAUAGUGAGAAACCUCCUGAGCCUGUUAAACCAGAUGUCAAAAGUACCACUGAGCGAAAAGAGCUAGCUGAACUGAAACCCAAAUUUCAGGAACACAUCAUUCAAGCACCAAAACCAUUGGAAACAAUUAAAAGACCAAGCCCAGAUGAACCAAUGACAAAUUUGCAGCUGAAAGUUUCAGCUUCCUUGAAGCAAGCAUUAGAUAAACUGAAACUGUCAUCGGAAAACGAGGAGAAAAAAGAGGAGGACAGUGAUGAAAUCAAGAUAGGGACGCCAUGUAAAAACGCAGGCUGUUCAAAGACAUACCAAGGACCACACAGCAAUGAAGAAAUAUGUCAGUACCAUUCUGGAGUGCCUAUAUUUCAUGAAGGGAUGAAGUACUGGAGCUGCUGUAAAAGGAAAACAUCUGACUUCAAUACAUUUUUAGCCCAAGAGGGCUGCACAACAGGAACACAUGUGUGGACUAAAAAGGAUGCAGGAAAGAAAGUAGUUCCAUGCAGGCAUGAUUGGCAUCAGACUGGAGGAGAAGUGACUGUUUCUAUUUAUGCUAAGAACUCUGUUCCUGAUCUGAGCUACGUAGAAGCAAAUAGCACAGUGUUAAAUAUCCAUAUUGUAUUUGAAGGAGAAAAGGAAUUUCAUCGCAAUGUGAAAUUAUGGGGAGUAAUUGAUGUAAAGAGGAGCUACGUGAACAUGACAGCUACAAAGAUUGAGGUUACUAUGCGAAAAGCAGAGCCUCUAUUAUGGGCAAGUCUUGAAUUACCAGUAUCCAAAACCCAACAAACAAACGAGAAUUCAGAUCAAUAAUAAUUCCAAGAGACAAGAUUUCCUCUUGUGAAGUGGUGACUUGCUACUGUAAUCAAGUAUUUAAUUUUUAUAUAGUUUUUUUUAAUGUUAGAUCUUCUUCCAUUCUACAACAAAGUUCUAAUGCACAGCGAAUGAGUGUCAUCUUCAAGAGUAAUAGCUAUUUCUUCUGCUCUUGCUCCCAUGAGAAUAUUUAUGCUAGUUGGAGCGUCUCCAUGAGGAUUUAUAAUAAAAGAGCUAUUGCCUCCUGCUUACAACCUUACGUACUAUGCACUGACCAUGCAAGCAGAUGUGCUGUCAGUCCGCAGUGUGUGUUAAUUUUCCAAGUGCUGUGUUUAGACUGGGUCUCUUUGUUAGUACACGUUAGAAUUCUUCAUUGUGAAGCACACAAUUCUAAAGGGAAAAAAGCCUGACUUUUUGAAGUGUUGAACGUGCAAUUCCACAUCUACGUUAAAAAUACACAUGGAAGUAAAUGGUAAAAAGCACCUGUGUAGGCUUCUGCUUUUGUCUGCUGGAACUGAUGUUUGUUUCAAUACCUGUUGGCUGUAAAGGGAUGGAAUAAAAGGUAUUUUGAUAAGAGUUUCAGUACUUCCUGACCUGGAGAAUCAAAUCCAAAUAAAAACAAAGGUGGCAAGAGAGGAUAUUUCUUACUCUUGUACCUUGCUGUUUGAUUUGUUAAAUGUGAAAAUCAGAGGGUGGUAAAAUGAAUAACAGUACCUCAACGUUGGAAAAUGUACAGACUGCAGAACACUGUAAAACUGCCAAACUACUGUGAAUAUUUCACAGCAUCUUUAGAAUGUAUACCCUGUACUAUCCCACAGCAUUCAACAUAAUGAAUAUUGUCUGUGUGGAUGUCUGUAGUAGGAGAGGGCAGUACACACUGUAAUGUGUCUCAGGAAAAUUAUUUUGAUACAGAGAUGUGUUCUCUUGUUCUUGAGGACAGUGAUCUGAGAACUAAAUUUACCAGGCAAGUCUUAGCAGAAACAAAUAACAAGCGUUAAGAUGUCUGUCCCAAAUCAUAAGUGUACCACUGAAAUAAACUAUUACAAAAGUACCUUUUCUUUUGAAGAAGCAUAAGCAAAACUAUUAUUAGAAAUCCAGGCUUUAUGUUUGUUUCCAGUUCUGCAGCAUUUAGGAUUUGUGGCAGAAAGCAGGAUGAGGCUUUAACCUAAGCAAAAACUCCUGCAGUAAUGUUGCUUUCUCUUUCUGCCUGCAAAAGCAAUUUUGGGUUGCAGCUGAAACAGGAGGAAAAAACCCACAAUGUUUUCAUGUGCAAGUUAAGCAAAAUAUAUAUAACAUUAUUGUGCUAAAACUUAAGCACUUCUGUUGACCACAAAAUGUGCUGAUGUUCAUCUACCUACCUGAUAUACAAGAGAAAUGAAGAACACAGCAAAAGCCUUCUGAAAUUAAGUAGGGAUUUCUAAGACUCCUGCUGUUCUCCAGCAGGUAUAAUUUGAGGUGAGUCCGGAGUUCUGCCUCUAGCAGUAUUUAAAUCCCUGAAGUAGUAGCAAACACUUUACCAAAUGAACUGCCCCUCACAGCGAUGUUAAAUCUGUUUUGUUGGUUUUUUACCCAUUUUCUCAUCAACUUGGAGGAACUGUGGUUGCUUGGCCCUAAUUAAAACUUCCAUAUCAAAACUCUGUGGCACGUUCAACCAAAUUCUAAUGAUGCCUUUUUCAAAAUUGCUUUUGUCUAAGGGUCAGGUGCUGUGAAGUGGUAGGGUACAAGCUUAUGGAAGCAUAGGCCUGCAAGUAGGCCUCUAACUAUUGUUCCAGUGUUCUUCCAUGUGUUCUGAGCCAACAACUGGAGCUCA
Coturnix japonica (Japanese quail) is the source of this 2953-nucleotide messenger RNA. RefSeq names its product cysteine and histidine rich domain containing 1 (gene CHORDC1). NCBI's taxonomy places the organism in Eukaryota, Metazoa, Chordata, Aves, Galliformes, Phasianidae. The record is from RefSeq and is a predicted model, not a curated record.